UUGACGUCAUACUCACAUCCGGGUCAUUCCGCAGAGUCAGCUCUGCGCAGCCGCAGUACAACCAGUGGAACGACCUCUGCCUCCGAAGUCUCGGGCCGCUCAAAAUCACACUUCAAAAUGUUCACCUGCGCAAAGUUCGUCUCCACCCCCGCCCUGGUGCGUGCGGGCUCCAGGUCCCUGUACAGGCCGGUUUCUGCUGCUGUACUCUCCAGACCAGAGGUCAAACCUGAGGUCAGUGCUGCUGUCCUGCCUCAGUCGCCCUUCACUCAGGUGGCCCUCAGAAGCUUCCAGACCAGCGCCGCGAGCCGCGACAUUGACACCGCCGCUAAGUUCAUUGGAGCGGGAGCUGCCACCGUGGGAGUGGCUGGAUCCGGUGCUGGAAUCGGAACAGUGUUCGGUAGCCUUAUCAUCGGAUAUGCCAGGAACCCGUCUCUAAAGCAGCAGCUCUUCUCUUACGCCAUCCUGGGUUUUGCUCUGUCUGAAGCCAUGGGGCUCUUCUGUUUGAUGGUUGCUUUCCUGAUCCUGUUCGCCAUGUAAAAAUCUGCUAGUUAUGUAAACACAUUUAGUGCAGUUAUGAAUACAUAUUUUUGCUGUUGCUACCAAAAUGUCUGCUGUUGGUCUCUGCGGGAGAAAAAAAGUAUCAAGUCCACUCUGUUAAAAGAAAUCAUGUAACAAUUAAAUAUUGUUUAACUCUUUAACCCCCAAAUCAUGUUCGUGCCCAUUAAAUGAGAACGGCAACAGCUCCAUCGGUGCUACUGGAACAUCCACCUGAACUUCACCAUGGAAAUAAACAACCUGAUAGCACUUUGUGUACAUCAGAAUAGGGAAAGUGUGUGAGUGUGUGUCGGUCUGUGUGUGUGUGUGUGUAUAGACUGUAAGGGUCCACUCAGAUGUUUUCAGGGGUUAAACUGCUGGUUGAUAGUAUGACUGUAAAUUUAUAGCAGUUGGUUGAAAGCCAAUUAAAAACCUCAAUUGCAUUUGUAAAUUGCAUUAAAUAAAUUUAGAUCACAGUUUACCGUAA
Molecule: messenger RNA, 1021 nt
Organism: Megalobrama amblycephala (Wuchang bream)
Lineage: Eukaryota; Metazoa; Chordata; Actinopteri; Cypriniformes; Xenocyprididae
Gene: atp5mc3a
Product: ATP synthase membrane subunit c locus 3a
Exons: 5
Coding region: 118-537 (139 amino acids)
Biological process (GO): proton motive force-driven ATP synthesis; proton transmembrane transport
Molecular function (GO): proton transmembrane transporter activity
Source: RefSeq, a predicted model, not a curated record